Messenger RNA from Hyposmocoma kahamanoa, 597 nucleotides. RefSeq lists its product as uncharacterized. The transcript has a single exon. The record is from RefSeq and is a predicted model, not a curated record. The coding region runs from base 1 to 597 and encodes 198 amino acids. Lineage: Eukaryota; Metazoa; Arthropoda; Insecta; Lepidoptera; Cosmopterigidae.
AUGUGUAAAGUUAAGAAUAAAGCCAAAAUGGCUUCUAAAAAGAUUGGUGUGCUCAACAGAGCGAAGCGGUGUUUCACAUCGGGGCACCGGCUUUUGCUAUACAAAGCUCAGGUUCGGCCCCAUAUGGAAUACUGCUCGCACCUCUGGGCUGGAGCACCCAAGUAUCAGCUUGAUCCACUUGACUCCAUCCAACGUCGGGCUGUUCGAAUUGUCGACGACCCUAUGCUUACAGACGGUUUAGAGCCCCUUAGUUUGCGGAGAGAUGUUGGCUCUCUAUGUGUGUUCUACCGUCUGUAUAACGGGGAGUGCUCAGACGAACUCUUUGAGUUGGUGCCUCCGUCACUCUUUUACCACUGCACGACCCGCCGAAGGAGAAGACUCCAUCCCCACUUCCUCGAUGCUUGGCACGUCACGACCACUCGAGCAUCUCGUUCGUUCCUUCCCCGAACCAGUAAGAUGUGGAAUGGCCUUCCUCCUGAAGUGUUCCCCUUGCGCUAUAACAUGGAGUUCUUCAAAAGACGUGUAAACAAGGUUCUCCGGAGUCGGCAACGCAUGGGUGAUGCCUCUGGUAUUGCUCGUGUCCAUGGGCGACAAUGA